Molecule: messenger RNA, 4294 nt
Organism: Labeo rohita (rohu)
Lineage: Eukaryota; Metazoa; Chordata; Actinopteri; Cypriniformes; Cyprinidae
Gene: zc3h12aa
Product: endoribonuclease ZC3H12A
Exons: 7
Coding region: 298-2052 (584 amino acids)
Biological process (GO): nuclear-transcribed mRNA catabolic process, RNase MRP-dependent; 3'-UTR-mediated mRNA destabilization
Cellular component (GO): cytoplasmic ribonucleoprotein granule; nucleus
Molecular function (GO): metal ion binding; mRNA binding; RNA endonuclease activity
Source: RefSeq, a predicted model, not a curated record
ACCUGAAGCAGGAAGUAGAGGAAUAAAGGUGUUACAUUGAAACACGUCAUAAAACACAAGAUCAGUGCUUUCUAGCACACAUACACGCGCAUUGUAGAUCACCGGACUCAUCACUAGGAGAAUAUGGUGAUGCCUGAGCUCCAUGGAUAGUGGAAACCAAUUUAAAGCCAUUUCCAACAUUUUUUUGUAAAAUACCUUACUCAGAAGCAAGAAGAACAUGUCAGUGCAGCAUAUGGACGACACAGCAGCUCCUACACUGAAAAAAACGAGAACAUCACACAUCCAACAGAGGGCAGGAUGCAGUCGAGGUGUUAUCAUCAACCCGCUGGCCUGGGCCAAGAUGGACCUGACCUCCGUGGCCUGCAGAUGAAGGUGGACUUCUUUCGUAAACUGGGUUACUCUUCACAAGAGGUGAAGGCUGCCCUAAGGAAGCUCGGUUUGGGGACGGACACCAACGCGGUGCUGGGGGAGCUGGUGCGUUCAGGAGCGAAGGCUGUGCCUUCCUCUAGCUCUGACAGCGAUGAUGGUGGGUUCAGUUUGCCCCAUCGAGGAGGAAGCUCACCUAGGGGACAGGCCUCAAUGCUGGAGGACGCAACUGAACCCGAAAGUGACCUGAAGCCUAUUGUCAUCGAUGGCAGCAAUGUAGCAAUGAGUCAUGGAAACAAGGAAGUGUUUUCCUGCCGCGGGAUUGAGCUGGCAGUUAACUACUUCCUUGACCGAGGACACAGAAAUAUCACUGUGUUUGUGCCUUCCUGGAGAAAAGAGCAGCCCAGGCCUGAUGUACCUAUUUCAGAUCAGCAUAUUUUGGAAGAGCUGGAAAGGAAGAAGAUUCUUGUGUUCACACCUUCAAGAAGGGUUGGAGGAAAGCGUGUGGUCUGCUACGACGAUCGCUUUAUUGUCAAAUUAGCUCAUGACCUGGACGGCAUUAUAGUGUCCAACGACACAUAUCGUGACCUGCAAAGUGAACGUCCGGAGUGGAAGCGUUGCAUUGAGGAGAGAUUGCUUAUGUACUCCUUUGUUAAUGAUAAGUUCAUGCCACCCGAUGACCCUCUCGGCCGUCAUGGACCCAAUUUAGAUAAUUUUCUUAGGAAAAAAGCAAUGUUACUUGACCACAAGCGACAACUCUGUCCAUAUGGAAAAAAGUGCACAUAUGGUAUCAAGUGCAAGUUCUACCACCCCGAGCGCACAAAUCAGUCACACCGUUCUCUAGCCGAUGAGCUUCGAGAGAAUGCCAGACUGUCUGGUUCAAAAGAGGACAGCAGAGUAAAUGGGCCUCUAAGAGGAAUGUACCCAAGAAAUGACCCUGGUUUUGGGUCCUGCUCCCCCUCCUUGGAGCAAGAACUAGAACAGAAACUCAGAUUGGAUCCCAAGAGCUCUGAUGGUAGAGAUGUUAUGCUUCAGUACUGGGAUGACAUUUUGUCCACUAAAAAGCCCUUAAAUACAGCCACAGUGGGACAACACAGUGCUUCUGUGGACAUAACCAGCAUGCAAGCACCUUACCCAACAAACCAUUCGUCCAUUUUCAGUUCCGACUCAGGACUUGGAUCCUACGAAAGCCAGUUCUCAGAGCCAUCGCAGAGCACCGAAGAGUUGCAUAGGAUGAGAUCCGGUCAUCCACCAAUGUCUGGUAACCCUGGCCUACCUGAAGGUGGCCAGCGGUACUAUGACAACAUGAAUCUUUUCUCCAACUAUCAACCUAACUAUGGUGCCUACAGCUCCCUACCUCUGCCCAACCCUGUCCAGCGUUAUAGUCUUCCUGCUUACAAUGCCUGGUCUUACCCUUUCUUCUUACCACAGGCGACCAGUUUACCAGAACCUUUACCCUGUCCUAGCUCGCACAGGUCUCCCAAUGGCUAUGGAAGCCAGCAGCACUCAGCUAUGCCACAGUCCAGUGCUUUCCAGGAAGAAAGAGAGGAGGUCAGGAAGAAGCUUCAUGCGAUCUUUAACCCGCAUCAUGUAAACAAAGUUAUGGAAAUGUUUCCGCAACUGAAAGAUGCACAGCAGCUUGCUGCAGAGGUUCUCAAACUCAAAUCUAGGGGAGAGUUCUUCUGAUUCAUUAAAACUUUGGGACUAUAAAAAAAACUGCAUGCCAAGUUUCUCAAAAGAAAGAGUCUCUACAUUCUCAGAGGAAAUGUGCAAAAAUUGUACCGUUAGGGGUACAUUUUUAACUCCUAGAAAGUUUGCAAUAAAGGUACCUAAUACAAAUCUAAGGUACUAGUAUACACCUUUUAGGGGGAGAUAAGGUACCAUAGUUUGUCACUAGUGCACUCCCUCAACUUUGUACCUUUUUACUCUUAAAAUUGCAUAGUAGUAAUUUAAAGGUACCAAUAUACACCUUUUAGGUGUAGAGAAGGUGCAGGCUUGUCCCUUUAGAGGCACAACAGCUUAUCACUGCAGUGAUCUCCAAAUUCUGCACCUUUUACCCCUAAAUAGUAAUAGUUUUAAGGUAGCUAUUACUGCUUGAAGGUUGUAAUAUGUACCUUUUAAGAGUAGAUACCGCAAGUUCACAUACUUGUCCCUUAGGGGUACAACAGCUUGUCACUGGGGAAGUCCCUGAACGUUUUUACCACUACAAAGUUCCUUCAAAGAUGGUUAUUACUACUCUAAAGUUGUAAUAUGUGGCUUUUUAGGAGGAGAUAAGGGACAAACUUGUUUCUUGAAAGGUACAACAGGUUGUCACUGGGACACUCCCCGAACUUUGUACUUUUUUACUGCUAAAAUUUCUUAUUAGCACUUUAAAACCACCUAUUACUUCUACUGUUACUUACUACUAUUUUAAAUGUGCCUAUUAUUAAUACGUAUUCUUGUGGGGGUAGAUAAGCUACAGACCUGUCCAUUUAAGGGUACUGCCCCAUUGACAAGCUAUGGUACCUCUAAAGGUACAAAUCUUUUUAAAUUGUAUUUUUUUUUCUGAGGGCGUAGCUCUGGUGUUUUUAUCUUUCCUUUAUUUUGUGCUCUUAAAAGUCUCAGAAACCUAAAUGACUUAUCACAUAGUACGUGUGGUAACUAUGUAUGACUACAAAGUCAAAUGUGUGUCUAAUGUUUUUUUAAGAGGUUGAUGCACAUUGCAUCAAUUGUUGCUCUUAACGUGUAGCAAACUGUACAGUACCUUGGCUCAAAGGCUACAGAAUGUUUCUAAAUAUAGUUGUAUGUAAUUGCAGUCAUUAAGGAACAGCCCUGUUUUCAAUGUUAAAAGUAAUUAAGUAGUUAGUAAGUCUGCUGCUAAUUGUUCAUUCAAAUCAGCUCCACCACAGAAUCAAUUCAAAUAGUAGUAAGUGUGAUUGCUUGUCUCCUGCAGUCUUUUUGUUUUAUUUCUUUCUUUCAUUUAUUAGGGGUGGGAAUCUCCCAAUAUGUUUUUAUUACAAUGCUUACGUCAAACACUGACAACUGUUUUGACUCUGUGACACAUUGCAAUUUUUGAAACUUACCACAGUACUGGACUUCUAAUUUAAUUGUGUUUCAAUGUUACAUAUUUCAUAUCAAUUUGGUUCUGCUAUGUAGCUGAGCUUGUGGAUUUUAAAGAUUUGAAUGUACAAAGGACAUCCUACAUCUUUUCCUCUAUGCAAAAUUGACUUUCGUCAUGUCACUGUUGAGCGAGUUCUUUGCACUAAUUAGUCAUGAUUUGCAUUUAUCCAUGUCAAAAUAUGUCAAAGCCUUGACAUAAUGAUGUGUGUGUGUGUGUAUAUAUAUAAUGAAUAUUAUUAAAAAAAAUUGGGGCUUUAGAUGUGUCAAUUCAAAACAAUGAUGAAAGUUAUUAUAAUAUAUUAUGCUGAUGUUUUAUCCACUGUUUUCAAAUAAGCGUAUGGGUAUUUGUGUAAUCAUAACACUUUUAUGUCUUCUAAUAUCAAUAUUAAUGUGAACGAAUUCAAAGACAGUGUCAGUGAGUAUGAGUUUGUACAGUUUCAUGUUUUCUCUUCAGAGGAGACGGUCUUAGAUUUUUAAUUAUAGCAUCUGUUCGCAAAGAUGUUCCAUAGAUAUUAUCAUGUUACCAAAUUAAAUGUCAUGGUGUCCAAGUAGCAAUUUGCAACAUGUUUAUAUCCUGCCAAUGCAUUAUAAUCAUUAAUGUGAACAGGAAAUAAGUUCUCAGUGUUGUAUUGGCAUAUGCAAUGGAAAAAAAUAACAAAAUAAGCAUCUUGCUCCUUGUCACUUAAACAGUAAUAAAAAAAAUAAAAAUGUGGAUGUGGCAGUUUUUGGUACACAUCAUCUCACUACCCUCACUAAUUAAAGUGCUAUAAUUAAAGUAAAAAAAAAAAAAAAUUAAAAACGACAAUAAAGGCAGAACCACAGCAAUUAG